Messenger RNA from Culicoides brevitarsis, 659 nucleotides. RefSeq lists its product as uncharacterized. The transcript is spliced from 2 exons. NCBI's taxonomy places the organism in Eukaryota, Metazoa, Arthropoda, Insecta, Diptera, Ceratopogonidae. The coding region runs from base 90 to 659 and encodes 189 amino acids. The record is from RefSeq and is a predicted model, not a curated record.
AGACGAAUGAAAUUGAUAACGCACGUUGUUGUUGUUUAAUUGAUUUUCCGAUUUUUCCAAUUUUUUAUUAAUAAGUCCACUGCAUAACUAUGUCAGACACAAAAAUGGAGAAAAAGGAAAAGAAAAGAGCUAAAAAACGAAAGCAAACCGAAGAAGAUGGAAACGACAACAACUCUGAAGACGAUGCCAAACCCAAAAAAUCAAAAGAACUCGCAAGUGUCGACCAAAUGCACGAAGUUGUAAAACUAAAAGCAGCUCUCGAAACGACGCACGAAAGCAAACGCAGCAAAAAACGCAAAAAAUACAAUGAAAAAAUCGAAAAAAGUACCAACAUUCGUGCCGACAAGAAAUUCCUCGACGAGAUUGCCGCAUACCUCACAAAAUGGGAAACGGACAAAGAUUCAUGGAAAUUUCAAAAAGUGAAACAAAUGUUCAUCCAAAACAACGUGUUUAACGAUAAAAUUAUCUCUGACGACAUUUGGCACACGACUUUGAGCUACUUGGGCAGCUCUCGUGGCAAAGCGAAGGAACUUUUGAAGGAAAACGCCCAAAAAGUCAUCGAAAAAGUCGAUGCUGACUUCGAAUCGAGCCAAAAUAAGGAAUUGUUGCAACAAAAAACUUACACACGAGCCCGCGAAUUACUCCAAAUGUUAGAAUAA